Molecule: messenger RNA, 450 nt
Organism: Aspergillus niger
Lineage: Eukaryota; Fungi; Ascomycota; Eurotiomycetes; Eurotiales; Aspergillaceae
Exons: 4
Coding region: 1-450 (149 amino acids)
Source: RefSeq, a predicted model, not a curated record
AUGGAGACCUCCACAAUUACCCCAUCCGUCCCCCCCCAUCCAUCCCUCGUACCCGAACUCUCUCUUCGUGUAACACAAACAAUCCCCAAGAAAGUAUCUAGAUACUCCGAAGCUCGAGCGAGCAUCAUGCAUGCUCCUUCACGAAUAAGCUCGACCCAACCUGCUGGUCAAGUUACUCCGGAUGGAAUGGAUGAACCAUUUCCCACCCCUAUCAUGCUAUGGCCCGAAAAAGCAUAUAUCAUGGAGUUGCAUGAUCGGCUCUACAUGUAUGUGCCUAUCUCCACAUUCCAAUCCGGGCUUGCGAGGCUCUGUGCGUUGUUGGCUGGAUACGUAAGUAUGGGAAAGUUAUGUGGAAGUCAGUCAGCUGCGCCAGGUUGCAGUGGCUUGAGUGAUGGCGUUGGUGCAGUGACUUGGGGGAAUUCUUUACAUACCCCCUAUGUUGUAUACUAG